Molecule: messenger RNA, 1107 nt
Organism: Aegilops tauschii subsp. strangulata
Lineage: Eukaryota; Viridiplantae; Streptophyta; Magnoliopsida; Poales; Poaceae
Product: putative cyclin-dependent kinase F-2
Biological process (GO): regulation of mitotic cell cycle; protein phosphorylation
Cellular component (GO): nucleus
Molecular function (GO): protein serine/threonine kinase activity; ATP binding
Source: RefSeq, a predicted model, not a curated record
AUGGCGCCUUCCGCGAGAAGACUUCGCCAGAAAGAGGCUGCCUGGCCCCGCUCCAUGGCGCGGUACGAGCAGCGGGAGAAGCUGGGCGCCGGCAUCAACGGGGAAGUGUUCAAGGCGUGGGACACCCAGGACAAGCUGAUCGUCGCCAUCAAGCGGCUCAGCGGGAGCGGCAACGACGGCUUAAUUAUUUCCGGCAUACCGGAGGUUGCGCGCGAGAGCAUGUGCCUGAGCGCGUGCCGCGGCAUCCCCUCGAUCGUGCAGCACCGCCGGACCUACGCUGACGCAUACCAAUCCGAGAACGGCGACUCCUUCAUCGUGAUGGACUACGUGGGGCGCCUCAACCUGCGCGGCUACAUGCAGCGCCGGGUCACUCGUCGUCGGCGGUUCUCUGAAGCCGAGGUGCGCCGGAUCAUGAAGCAGCUCCUGGAGGGGGCGAAGGCCAUGCACGGCCAGGGCGUCCUGCACCUGGACAUCAAACCGGAGAACGUGCUCCUCGACGACGGCACAGAGGACAGGAAGGAGAGGCCCAAGAAGGGGGCCAUCGAAGCCGAUGUUCGCGGCGAGGUCAAGGGCGACCGCGUAGUCUACAAGAUCGGCGGUUUCGGCAUGUCCCAGAAGAAAGGGCCGGGCAAGAGCCUGCCGGAGGUGACUAUUCUGACGCCGUACAGCGCACCGGAGCUCCUGCUGCACUCCCGCGAAUACGACGAUCGCGUGGACACGUGGGGGCUCGGAUGCAUAAUGGCCGACCUCCUCUCGGGCACGGGCGCCUCCAUGUUCGACGGCGAGUCGGACAUAGAGAUCAUGGCUAAAGUGUUUGGCAUCGUCGGCACGGAGGGGAUCAAGGAUUGGUCUGGAUACUCGGGGCUAGCGGCAGACCGGAAGUCGAAGCUGCCGGGUGACGGAGGCAUCAGCCGCCUUCGGCACAAGUUUCCCAGUCGCAAGUUGUCGUCGGCCGGGUUCGAGGUGCUCAGCGGGCUGCUGGAGAGCAACCCGGAGAAGCGGCUUACAGCAGCGGAGGCGCUUCAGAAGCCUUGGUUCGGCAAACAACGACGUGGCUUUGGUAGUUUCUUCAAGUCGUGCAUGGUUGGAGUCCUACCCGAGAUAUAA